Messenger RNA from Carlito syrichta (Philippine tarsier), 2258 nucleotides. RefSeq names its product baculoviral IAP repeat-containing protein 2. The record is from RefSeq and is a predicted model, not a curated record. The transcript is spliced from 2 exons. Gene Ontology annotation, cellular component: nucleus; cytoplasm. Gene Ontology annotation, molecular function: ubiquitin protein ligase activity; cysteine-type endopeptidase inhibitor activity involved in apoptotic process. Gene Ontology annotation, biological process: regulation of cell cycle; positive regulation of protein ubiquitination; negative regulation of apoptotic process. The coding region runs from base 1313 to 2245 and encodes 310 amino acids. NCBI's taxonomy places the organism in Eukaryota, Metazoa, Chordata, Mammalia, Primates, Tarsiidae.
AGCCCUGAAGAGUCUUUCCACGGCCCAUUUUUCGCCUUGCAGUCCUAAGUCCCAUGUGGAGACCCCAAAACUUUAUAUAAAGGGAUAUAGUUUGAAUUCUGUGGAGUGUAAUUUUGUAUAUGAGUUAUAUUUUUAAGACAUUGAAGAGUUUUCAGAAAGAAGGAUUAGUAGAGUUCAUUACUGGUACUUGAUACAAAGCAGUGAUUCUGUCAGUGAUACAAUAUUUUGUCAGGCCUUUUGGGUAACACUAGGAAGGACAAGCGCUGUCUUGGUAAAUUGAUUCAUCUUUAAUUACAGCUUGGCUGAUACUAUGACCGAAGGGUCCUUAAGGGAAGAGCAGGGCAUUUAAUUUUUAAAUGCAGCAUUAAAAAGUGAGUACUGUGGACAUUUUAUGGUUAACUAAUUAAGUUUAUGGAGGAAAUGUCUUCAGUUGAUCAAGAAUAGUAAAGUGGUAUACAAAGCCAGGAAGAAACCAUGUUGCUACAGGAUUGGAAACAAGUAUAGACAAUAUUUAGCAAAGAUGGAAGUGUUUACAGUUUGUGAACUUUAAGCAAACUUAAUUUGACAUAUGUGCACUAGAACAGGCACAGGUUCAACAAAGCUUGUGACUUCCCCCAAAAUUGUUAAGCAGUAUAACCCACUUAAGGAAAUAUUAAGAUUAUAAGCUAUGUGAAAUUAGGCUUUGACGGCGUAACUGUAUGAAGACUUUAAUUACUUUUGUUUACUAGAAUAAAAUGAGAUUUUUGGAUGUCAUAUUAAAGUGCCUCUAGGAAAAGAAGCUUGCCUGUAAUUUUUCACUCCUGUGGCACAAUUAAAGAUUGGCCUGAUAUCGAGGCUUCAGUGCUUUAACUUGAAUGUAGAUUAAAGGCAUAAUUUAGGUAUUCUGUAGUUGCUUACAGUUUUGAGAAUAUAAACCUUAAAAAAAAAGCAAGGAAUAUUAACACUUUUAGAAAUGCAUCAACGUUUUUUGGCUUUUUGGAUAGUAUUACACUAAAUUAUGAGCAGAUAGCACUUGGAUUACCUAAAAGAGUUCAUACAGUUACAAAGAACCCUAAGUAGUGUCUUGGUAAUUUAGGAAAGAUACUCAUCCUACUUGACUAUAAACUCAUGUAAAUCCAGUAAAGGAAAUGUAGUGAAUUCUGCAUAAGUAAAAGUAUCAUUUGCUUUCUUUUCAUGGUAAAAAUCUAAUUUAGAGUGAAGAAAUUUCACGUGAAGGUUUUAGCUAUCCAACAGUACUGUCACCUACUAAUGCACAAAACUACCUCCCAAAGAGUUGUUCGAGGUCCCUCGAAUCAAAAACAUUAAGAGUAUAAUGGAAGAUAGCACGGUCUUGUCAAAUUGGACAAACAGCAACAAACAAACAAUGAAGUAUGACUUUUCGUGUGAACUCUACAGAAUGUCUACAUAUUCAACUUUCCCUGCCGGUGUUCCUGUCUCAGAGAGGAGUCUUGCUCGUGCUGGUUUCUAUUACAUGGGUGUGAAUGACAAGGUCAAAUGCUUCUGUUGUGGCCUUAUGCUGGAUAACUGGAAACACGGAGACAGUCCUGUUGAGAAGCAUAGACAGCUCUAUCCUAGCUGUAGCUUUAUUCAGAAUCUGGUUUCAGCUAGUCCGGGCUCCACCUCUAAGAACACUCCAGUGAGAAACAGUUUUGCACAUUCACUGUCCCCUACUUUGGAGCACAGUGGCUCAUUCAGUGGUUCUUAUUCCAGCCUUUCACCAAACCCCCUUACUUCUGGGGCAGUUGAAGAUUUCUCUCCACUGAAGACUAGUCCCUACAGUUAUGCAAUGAGUACUGAAGAAGCCAGACUUCUUACUUACCGUUCGUGGCCAUUAACCUUUCUGUCACCAUCAGAACUGGCAAGAGCUGGUUUCUAUUAUGUGGGACCUGGAGACAGGGUAGCCUGCUUUGCCUGUGGUGGGAAGCUGAGUAACUGGGAGCCGAAGGACGAUGCCGUGUCGGAACACCGGAGACACUUUCCCAGCUGCCCGUUCUUGGAAAACUCUCUAGAAACACUCAGGUUUAGCAUUUCAAAUCUGAGCAUGCAGACACACACAGCUCGGAUGAGGACGUUCAUGUACUGGCCUUCCAGUGUUCCCGUGCAGCCCGAGCAGCUUGCAAGUGCUGGUUUUUAUUACGUGGGUCGCAAUGAUGAUGUCAAAUGCUUUUGUUGUGAUGGUGGCUUGAGGUGCUGGGAGUCUGGUGAUGAUCCGUGGGUGGAGCAUGCCAAGUGGUUUCCAAGGUAAUGGUUUUGAGAAG